Micropterus dolomieu (smallmouth bass) is the source of this 1194-nucleotide messenger RNA. RefSeq names its product neoverrucotoxin subunit beta-like. Gene Ontology annotation, molecular function: protein binding. The record is from RefSeq and is a predicted model, not a curated record. NCBI's taxonomy places the organism in Eukaryota, Metazoa, Chordata, Actinopteri, Centrarchiformes, Centrarchidae. Bases 1 to 1014 code for a protein of 337 amino acids. The transcript has 6 exons.
AUGUGUGAUUCCUCUGAUACUGACUGGGUUUCUGCCACAGGCGUGGAUGUGACGGCGUCCUCAGAUCAGAUGCGCACAGACACCAGGACUGACGAGGAAGAAAUGAGCAGCUUCUUCUCUCCCAGUGUUUCCUCCACACAUGAAGUGAAGCUGCUGUCUGCUGGACUCGAGAAUCCACACUGUAAACUGGAAACUCUGAAGCUGACAGGCUGUCUGAUCACAGAGGAAGGCUGUGCUUCUCUGGCCUCAGCUCUGAGCUCCAACCCCUCUCAUCUGAGAGAGCUGGAUCUGAGCUACAAUCAUCCAGGAGACUCAGGGGUGAAGCUGCUGUCUGCUGGAUUGGAGGACCCACACUGGAGACUGGACACUCUCAGGGUGGACCAUGGUGGAGAGCAGAGGUUAAAACCUGGUCUGAGCAAGUAUUUCUGUGACCUCACACUGGACACAAACACAGCACACAGAAACGUCAAACUGUCUGACAACAACAGGAAGGUGAGACAUGUGAGAAAGGAGCAGCCAUAUCCCGAUCAUCCAGAUAGAUUUGACUGCUGGGAACAGCUGCUGUGUAGAAAUGGUCUGACUGGUCGCUGUUACUGGGAGGUCGCGUGGAGAGAAGUUUCUAUAUCAGUGAGUUACAGAGGAAUCAGAAGGAGAGGGAACAGUAAAGACUGUGUGUUUGGAAUGAAUAAUCAGUCCUGGAGUCUCAACUGGUCUGAUGGCCGUUACUCUGUCUGGCACAAUAACAUAAGAACAGAACUCCAGCUCUCCUCCUCGUCCUUCUCUAACAGAGUAGCAGUGUAUGUGGACUGUCCUGCUGGCACUCUGUCCUUCUACAGAGUCUCCCCUGACACACUGAUCCACCUCCACACCUUCAACACCACAUUCACUGAACCUCUUUAUCCUGGGUUUGGGUUUCUGGUCUGGUUCCUCAGUGUUUCGGUGUUCCCUGUAGGAGGGGGACAACUUCCAGUCCUGUGGUUUAAAUGGUGGUGGACAAGGCUUCACUUUGGUUAACAAAUGGCUUACUGUUUGUGCCUUCAAGGUCAGAAAUGUGUUUUCUUAGAAAUGGUGAAAUGAUCUCCUCAGGGCUGAACUCGUGUACUUGGAGUGUGUGGACUUGGAGCAGCAUCUAGUAGCUGCUGAUGGCUUAAGAGCUUCUUGUUCACUUCAAUAAAGGUUUGAAGACAAAAACUC